Molecule: messenger RNA, 1634 nt
Organism: Prorocentrum cordatum
Lineage: Eukaryota; Dinophyceae; Prorocentrales; Prorocentraceae
Source: the annotation of a GenBank genome assembly
GCCACGAGCACCACUGACACCUCUUCUACAGCGACCAGCAUUUCCGAUAGCUCUACUACCAGCGUCAUUAGCAGCAGUGCAACUAUGACCACGGAGAGUUCGACUACUCCAACAAGCAGCGCCACUGAGACCAGCACUACUACCUUGACUACGACCACCACCCUCACUUCGGCCACCGCCACCCUCACUACGACCACUACAAGCACCAGUGCAACUAGGACGAGGACCACUUCAAGCACCGGCACCUCGACGACGAGUAUUUCAGAGACAGCGAGCAGCAGCACAACGCGGACAGCCACGUCAGGGUCAUUCAGCACUACGAUUAGCAGCACCAGUACGCUAAGCAGCACUACGACGCCGCACACCACGACGGCAUCGUCAAUGAGUAGCACGAGUGGUACAAGUAGCACGUCAGCAUCAUUGACCACCGUCACUCUCACUACGACCAGCACCAGCGCCAGUGCAACGAGCACCUCUGACACCUCCUCUACAGCGACCAGCAUUUCCGACAGCUCUACUACCAGCGUCGCUACCACUACCACUGAAAGCUCCAGUGUGACCAGCACCUCUGAAAGCUCCAUUACAGCGACUAGCAGCAGCACAACGGCGACCAGUUCCAGUGCCACGAGCACCACUGACACCUCCUCUACAGCGACCAGCAUUUCCGACAGCUCUACUACCAGCGUCGCUACCACUACCACUGAAAGCUCCAGUGUGACCAGCACCUCUGACAGCUCCAUUACAGCGACUAGCAGCAGCACAACGGCGACCAGUUCCAGUGCCACGAGCACCACUGACACCUCUUCUACAGCGACCAGCAUUUCCGAUAGCUCUACUACCAGCGUCAUUAGCAGCAGUGCAACUAUGACCACGGAGAGUUCGACUACUCCAACAAGCAGCGCCACUGAGACCAGCACUACUACCUUGACUACGACCACCACCCUCACUUCGGCCACCGCCACCCUCACUACGACCACUACAAGCACCAGUGCAACUAGGACGAGGACCACUUCAAGCACUGGCACCUCGACGACGAGUAUUUCAGAGACAGCGAGCAGCAGCACAACGCGGACAGCCACGUCAGGGUCAUUCAGCACUACGAUUAGCAGCACCAGUACGCUAAGCAGCACUACGACGCCGCACACCACGACGGCAUCGUCAAUGAGUAGCACGAGUGGUACAAGUAGCACGUCAGCAUCAUUGACCACCGUCACUCUCACUACGACCAGCACCAGCGCCAGUGCAACGAGCACCUCUGACACCUCCUCUACAGCGACCAGCAUUUCCGACAGCUCCAGUGUGACCAGCACCUCUGAAAGCUCCACUACAGCGACUAGCAGCAUCACAACGGCGACCAGUUCCAGUGCUACCAGUACCUCCGAAACUUCGACUUCAGUGACCACCACCAGUGCAACUAGCACUACCGAAACCUCCACUACAACGACCGCCACUACAACUUCUGCCACGACCACCACGACUCCUUUGUUCGUCGUCAGCAGCGAGCUGACGUUCGCGAGCAGUGGGAAUUCGUCGCAGGUUGAGGCCGCAUCGACCGCCCACUUCCUGAGCAUGUUCCGGUGCGACCCGUCGCAGCUCCUCCUGACGGCCUCCAGGGGCGGCCGGCGGCUGCAGGC